CGGCGGAGAGGUGCGUCACUGCACGGUGGCCAAUGGCGGCCAGCCACGAUAUUAGAUAUGCGCAGGACAGCGGGCGCUGCCGCAGUCCGUGCAGCGACCUUGGAGGCGGCAGGACGGAGGCGGCGGUCGGCAUGGCGCCUUUGCCGGGCCACGCGGCCGCCCCGCAGCCCCGGCUGCUCCUCCUCCCCGCGGCGGCCCCCGGGUCGAGCGCGGCAUCUGCGUCUCCGCCCCCGCCGCCGCCCCGCAAGAGGCAGCGCCUGGCCCACCUCAGCGCCGAGGAGAAGGCGCUGCGCCGGAAGCUGAAGAACCGCGUGGCGGCGCAGAGCGCGCGGGACAGGAAGAAGGCGCGCAUGGGCGAGCUGGAGCGGCAGGCCGUGGAGCUGGAGGCCGAGAACCAGCGGCUGCUGGCCGAGAACCAGGCGCUGCGGGGGCGGACACUCAGCCUGGCCGCCGAGAACCGGGAGCUGCGUCUGCGCCUCGGCCUCCCCGCCACGGAGGCGGCGGCGCUGAAGGUGAGCCGGUGGGGCGGGACGGAGGGCGGCCCCUUCCGCUCCCUCGCCCCCCCCCCCCCGCGCAGGUGGAGGCGGCGGCCCCUCCCACUUACCUGGCCGGCGCUCCCUCCCUCGGUCUCUCUCUCGCAGGUGGAGGCGGUGGCAGAGCCCCCGGUGGCGGCGGCGGCCGGAGGAGGCGGCGGAGACACGGCCGCCGAGGAGGAGGAGGAGUUGGAGAUGGAGGAAGAGGCGUCGGGGCUUGGCCUGGGGCCGGCGACCGGGUCCGCUGAGUCUGCAGCACUUAGACUACGUGUUCCUCUGCAGCAGGGACAGGCCCAGCAGUCGCCCCUCUGGGCUGCCUCCGCCUGGAUCCUGACGGCGGCGCUGGCGCUCUCGCCGCCGAGUCUGAUCUGCUCCUGGGCAUUCUGGACGGCCUGGACCCAGACCUGUUUCUGCGUUAUGCGGGGCCUGAGCUGGCCUGCUGGGAGGCCCUGCAGCAAGAGCAGCUGCAGCCGCAGGGAGGAGAAGCGGAUCCCCUACCGGCCUCUCCUUGCGCCCCUCUGGGGCCCUCACCGCCCAGGCUGGAAGCCAUUAAUGAACUGAUCCGUUUUGACCACGAGUACACCAAGCCCUUCGUCUUGGAGAUUGCCUCGGAGGAAAUUGGCCAGGCCCAGAUGCUAGGGAGAGUCGAGGCCGUAGGACGGGGCCUCCUGGAAGCCCCCUUGUCUGUGAAGGAGGAGCCAGCAGACGUUC
Molecule: messenger RNA, 1244 nt
Organism: Eublepharis macularius
Lineage: Eukaryota; Metazoa; Chordata; Lepidosauria; Squamata; Eublepharidae
Gene: XBP1
Product: X-box binding protein 1
Exons: 4
Coding region: 33-1094 (353 amino acids)
Cellular component (GO): nucleus
Molecular function (GO): RNA polymerase II transcription regulatory region sequence-specific DNA binding; DNA-binding transcription factor activity, RNA polymerase II-specific
Source: RefSeq, a predicted model, not a curated record